This is a messenger RNA of Nematocida major, 894 nucleotides long. RefSeq lists its product as uncharacterized. The coding region runs from base 1 to 894 and encodes 297 amino acids. The transcript has a single exon. Lineage: Eukaryota; Fungi; Microsporidia. The record is from RefSeq and is a predicted model, not a curated record.
AUGCGCUGCACAAAAAACAGCCCUUUUGUCUCGAUUAACGGGAUUACUCGGUGCCUGAACGUCCUGGAGUGCGUGAAAAACAAUCCCCUUCUCCUGCGGGAGGUACUCGCCAACAUACGCGAAAGCCGGGAUCUGGUUCCUCCGAUUAUGAGAGUCCUCACAGCGGAGGAAACAUCGAGAAAGCACGGCGUAAAGAAGAUUCUCCCGAUGCUUCUUGCCGUUUGGGCUGCAAUUCCGGAGAUUUCCGACCCCCAGAAGGUCCUUCUCUACUUGGAGGCUUCUUCUGGGCAGGAAAACUCCCUUGUGAGGACUCUCCUUCUGAAGACGCUUUUAGCUCUAGUGAGAACGGGACGGGUAGAUUCAGGUUCUGCUCUGGAGGCAGUUGAGCCCUUUCUCUUUAAGGGAUCGGUUGAAGAGGACUAUUUGUGUCUUUGCAUUUUAAACGGUAUUUUGGCUGCUUUCCCGGGGAGUUCCUCCAGAGUUCGGGACCUUCUCGAAGCACUUCCCUCUCCGGCUCCUCUCUGCCACACUCCGGAGCUUAUGCAGCUCUCCCUUCGCGCGGGGUUCUCUUUUGUCGCUCCUCUCGAGGCUUUUAGCCCGGAGAAUACGGCACUGUAUACACGCACUUUGGGAACUUUCCUGAUGCUUUCCGGGGAGUUUGAGAAGUCUCGGCUCUUCCAGGUCCUUCCGGAGAUGACCUGCGAGCUGAAGGAGAAAGUCGCAAAGUUCAUACAGAAGGAGGUAUUCUCCGCGGACUACAGGAUAAAGCACGACAGGAAAGCUCCUUUCUCGCACGGGUCCAUCCUGCACCGAGUCAAGGAGAUUCUGGGGAGUCCUGGGGACCCGAAAGACGUCGUGCGCCUUCUGAGGGCUCUCCUGAAAGUGCCUGAAUAA